Molecule: messenger RNA, 3522 nt
Organism: Nilaparvata lugens (brown planthopper)
Lineage: Eukaryota; Metazoa; Arthropoda; Insecta; Hemiptera; Delphacidae
Product: nascent polypeptide-associated complex subunit alpha, muscle-specific form
Source: RefSeq, a predicted model, not a curated record
AGAUGAGUGCAAUGAGCGCUUCACCGGUUAAGCCGCCGAUAACAGGUGCACCGCCCCCUUCGGCUGGAGGCGGUCCGGCCCCCACUGCGGCCAAGGCAGUAGUGCCGCCUCCAAGCGGUGUCGUUCCCUCGGGACUAGUUGUGCCGCCCCCAGGAAACUCUCCUUCCAAGAUGCCUACUGCCUCCAGUCCCAGUAAGGUGAUACCGCCCCCGGGUGGAGGUGCCGCCUCCAGACCUCUUAGUCUGAUAGCCGAACACAAGGUGCCGCCCCCGCAGAUUCCCGCCUCCGUUCAGCCGUUGCCUGCCUCAAUACAGGCGCCGCCUCCACAGAUCCGGACCACCCCUGAGAAACCGCGAGAUACCGCCCCUCAACAGCAGCCUGUUUCUUUGCAGGUACCAAAGCCAACAGCGAACGGCAUGGCACCUGACCAGCAACCGCCUCCACUCGCCAACAACACAGCCGCCAUUUCGCUGGCGCCGCCUCCACAGCAGGUGGCUCCGCCCCCUGCCGCCCCCGCAGCUGUGCCGCCCCCUGCGCCUGCCGCAGCCAAGCCGCCCUCUGAGAACCACUCUUCCAAGGCGGCCGCCGUAGCCAACAAUGCUAGCGCUGCGCCCACGCCUUCCAAUACAGGGUCAGCAUCAGCCACGCAGCCAUCUAAACCGGAAAUUGGUAGUUCGCCGCUGGCGGCCAGCAAGCCGCCAACCGCAGCCGCAACUGCGGCCGAACCGGUCAAAACGAACAACGCCGCCCCCGCUCCAGCCGCCACCAACUCGUCAUCCUCACCUUCGAAGGCGGCUGCCGCACCGCCCUCUGCCGCCUCCAAGGCAGCCAGUGCGGCCCCCGCCGCCCACAAGGUUGUACCGCCUCCGGCUGCUGCCCCCAAAGAGACCGCCUGUCAGAAGCCCCCUGCGACCAGUGCCAGUCCUAAUGCUGCCUCCAAGGUUGCCGCUGCACCUGCCGCCCCUACAUCAGCCGCCGCCACCAGCCAGCAAACGCCACCCCUAGUGGCAGCCAGCAGCAGUCCGGUGAAGGCAGCGCCACCCUCCAAACCAGUAGCGGAGACAGUGCCGCCUCCAGCACCGACAGCUGCUGCUGCUGCUGCCGCCCCUAAGGCAGCCACCCCUCCUCCGGCCGCAGCCACACCCAAAGCCGAAAUGAAGGUGGCCACCAUACCGCGCGGCAGUAAACGGAAACGCGAACCAAAGACUCCAUCGGCAACACCGGAAGCGUCGGCGUCGAAGGGAAGUGAAGCGGAUGACCGGAAGUCGAAGAGAGUGCGCCUGCCCACUCAGCCCUACCAGAGUCCCAUUCCCGAGUUGACGCUCAUCGCCAAGCUCAACAAGACAGCCACGCCGGCCAAGGCCCACGAUGAACGCCUCAUUGCCUUCUACAAAAACGAAUUUCUGGCCGUGCGAAACGCGGAAGGCAGUUUCUACAUUUGCCAAGCGAUGCAGAAUAUCUACAAGAGCAGUGCGAAAAUCAAAAUUCGUUGGCUGUCUGAAGAGGGUGGGAAGGGAGUAUACUCGCCUGACUUCUAUGACACAACAGAUUUCGACUGUAUCCUGACCAACCUGAACAUGCAGAAAUUGGAGAAAGAGAAGUACCGUCUUCCCGAGGUGGAAUUGCAGCGCACAGAGAGCAUACUGAAAAGGGCAAUUGACGUUGAGAAGGGAGUUUCCGAGAAGCCCCCUGUCACCGAAGAACACCCUGAUGGACUGGAUUUGUCGCUGUUCCGUGACGAGUCGCAGCUGAAGAAGAAGGCAGCGCGGAAAGCGGCGGCUGCGGCUGCAGCUGCUGCAGAAACGCCCAAGAAGAAGCGGGGAGCAGCUGCUGCUGCGCAGAAACCAGCGCGCACCUCGCAGCGACGCGGCCGCGGACGCCCUGCCAAGGUGGUCGUCGCCCAAGAGGAGGAAAGUGAGGAGGACGAGUCGGAGGAGGAGGAGGAGGAGAGUAGCGAGGAGGAGGAGGAGCAGGAGGAUAGCAAGAAGCUAAAGAGGAAGAUAACAGCCACCCCAACGACAAGCAAAAAGAAAGAGGUGGCAACGCCAGCAACCACGGGCCGGGGGCGUAAGGCGCGUGGGGCGGUAGCAGCCGCCGCCCCCACACCAACGACCUCCAAGCGUGCGACACCCAAACCGCCCCCAGCGGCUGCUGCCGCCGCCAAGAAGAAACCCGCAGAAGAAACCACUGCCAAAGGGGCAGCAGCCGCCACCGGAAAGCGGAAAAGGUCCGUUGAGAGUGCGCCACCCCCAGUGCAGGCGGCUGCGGGGGCAGCGAAACGCGCGCGGAAGGCAGAGGCGGCGUCACCAGACGCCACCGCGUCUCCAGCGGCGGCUAGUAGUAGCGACGAGAAGGCGUCCAAAACGAGAAGUACGGUGGCGGCACCGGCUAACGGCAGUACGGUGACACCAGUGGCGACGGCGGCUACAGACAGUACAACGACCGCUGCCAACGAUACGUCACCCACCAAGGACAGGGAGCGCAGGGCUGCCGCCGCUAAAACGCGCAAGAAGUAGACUAUAUAUUUUGCCAAGUGAAUUCUAUACUUGUGUAGUGUGUGUACAUAUACAGUAAUAUUAUAAGACAGUAUGGGUAUGCAAAGCAGCAUAUACAUUAAUGUUAUGAGACAUUUUUGGUAUGCAAUACAGCAUACGUUUACAGUAAUCUUGUGAGAGUGUGGGUAUGCAGUACAGUAAGAGAGGCAGUGUUGUGGCUAUGUUAUGCAAUGAGCAUGGGAGACAGUGUGGGUAUACACAGUAAUGUUAUCAGACAGUAAUUGGGUAUGAAAUACAGCAGCAAGGAUUAUAUGGUUAAAGUGAGGGACAUUUUGGACACUGAUGCAGUGGUCUAUGUAGCCAAUUGAGUAGUUUUACAAGUUGAAAUGUUGCCCUCCCUUGUGUACCUUGUCAAGGCCAGUUUGUAUUACCACUUGUUGCCAUACAUCUGUUCUGUCAGCUGGAAGUUGUGCAACUUGUUGCAAUGCAAACAGGUGGGGUGCACUAGAUUUUUGAUAAGGUUUCUGGAGUAUUUUUGUUGUCGUUCUGUGAGUGAGCUGUUGAAUUGUUUUAAUGGGUAUAAAUCGAUUAUAAAGCGUUUAAUUUAUUGUUCAGGAAACAGUAGUUUUGGAAACAUUGAAGCUUAUUGUUUAGUUGAUUUCUAUUCACAAUAGAAGAAUGUAUGUAUUGUAUAUGAAUUUGUUUAUUAUCAUGGAAAAACAAGAAAAAAUAUGUUAUAUGCAGAAGCAUAAAAAAUACAUGCAAAUAUAUUAUAUAAUAAUUAUAUUGGGGGAAAUGAUUACUAUGAAUUGAAUUGACACUAACAAAGCGAGGUUAAAAACCUUAUUUACUGAAGGGAGAAGGUCCAUUCUAAGUUCAAGAUUAGAACAAGAUAAAGUUCAAGAUAAUAAUCUUAAUUUAAAACGGCAUUUUAAGGUGUGUCCUUUGUAUUGAAUGAAAAAGACUAAGAACUUGUCAAAAAACCACUGAUUUAUUGAUAAUUAGAAAGACCGGUUUCGGUUAUUAC